Messenger RNA from Acanthocheilonema viteae, 966 nucleotides. The record is from the annotation of a GenBank genome assembly. Lineage: Eukaryota; Metazoa; Nematoda; Chromadorea; Rhabditida; Onchocercidae.
AUGUAUGAUUUAAUUAUUUACAUAACACUGCUGCUAUUUAUUAAUGUCAGUUAUACUGUAUCGUUAAUCUGUUAUACGGUACAUUGGGAUUCGUAUUCAUCAUUUACGGAGAAAUCUCAUAAAUGCAAUGAUGGCGAAGAAUUUUGUGCAUCUUUGUACGAUCGAGGUGCUCAAAAUUGGUAUCUUCGAGCAAUACCAUUGGAUAGGAAAUGUUAUUCUACCGCUGAGUUGAGAAAUAGAAUAAACUGCAGUAUGAACGAAUUCAAAGAAGGAUGUUUCCUGGAUCCAAGAUAUAAUAGUUAUAUAAGAAGUGCGGAAAAGCUACCAGUUUGCAUUUGCAAAAACUCCUACUGCAAUACGCAGGAAAAAAUUGAAAGUGUAUGGUUGGAACAGAAUCUUUACAGAUUUCAUGAAUUUGAAGAUUGCAAUGAUAAAUUGAACAAAGAAAAGCUCACUACAAAAUCUGAAAUGUUUAGCGAUGCAACAUUAUUUGAAACAAAAACGACAAACGGAGCAUCGAAAUUAAAUGAGAAAGCAAAACCUGGUGCAGGAACGUCAAAAUUAGGUACCGAAGCUACAGAAACCACUGCAGAAACGUCACAAUCAAAUAGAGCAUUGACAACAUUGACAACAACGCAAUCCAAUACGGAAACUGAAUCAAAUGCUGAUGCAGAAUCAGACUCAACAGAAAUGACGCCUAAAAAUCUGAAAACGGGAUCAAGAAAUGAUGCAGAAUCAGGCUCAACAGAAAUGACGCCUGAAAAUCUGAAAACAGGAUCAAGUGAUGCAGAAUCAGGCUCAACAGAAAUGACGCCUGAAAAUCUGAAAACAGGAUCAAGUGAUGCAGAAUCAGGCUCAACAGAAAUGACGCCUGAAAAUCUGAAAACAGAAUCAAGAAGUGAUGCAGCAUCAGAAUUAACGGUGCUAAAUGUAGGAACGACGGAAGUAAUUCAGGAAACAACAUAA